This is a messenger RNA of Trichomonas vaginalis G3, 555 nucleotides long. RefSeq lists its product as uncharacterized. The annotation marks the transcript as partial. The transcript has a single exon. NCBI's taxonomy places the organism in Eukaryota, Parabasalia, Trichomonadida, Trichomonadidae. The record is from RefSeq and is a predicted model, not a curated record.
AUGCUUUCAAUAGAAAAAGAAAAUUCAAGAGUUGCUACAACUAAACCAUUAGAUGAACUUUUUACUAACGUCGGUCAAAAGUUUGAGACAGAGACCGUAAAGCAUGAAGGCUAUCGUUUUGACUACCCGUUAAGAUGGCUAAGAGACCCAUCCGUCACAAAAGCUAUUGGCUUUCGUAGAAUGAAGUUCAUUUCAGAAGCCAUACAUGGUUUCCCAUUUACGGUCGCUUUUGAAGUUCGAUACUAUAACAAAGAAAAACGUACGUAUGAGAAAUUUGAACAGGGAAAACUUUUACAAGUGAAUUUGCUUGUAAACUUAGAAACAACUCUUCAAGCUUUUCAAGAAAAAAUAAACGAUAUCUAUCUCGAAUAUGCAAAACAGUACAACAUUGACGAAGGAGAGUACCAUCUCGAUAUUGUUUAUGACAGGAAAAAUGCAACUGUUAAAAUCUAUAGAAUAGAAGACCUUGGAGAAGACGUUUAUAUUUCUACAAAAUAUAACAACUUGGCAUGGUAUAGAUUUUUGAGGAUGUUAAAUCAGCCUGCAGAAUAUCCA